This is a messenger RNA of Microbotryum saponariae, 1237 nucleotides long. The record is from the annotation of a GenBank genome assembly. NCBI's taxonomy places the organism in Eukaryota, Fungi, Basidiomycota, Microbotryomycetes, Microbotryales, Microbotryaceae.
AUGCCGACGACGAUGUCGAACUCUUCCCCACUACUGAACCCGAUCCACGUGCCUCGACCGACGGCACCUUCCAUCUCUGGUUUCGUGCCUUCAACGCUCGCGCCGUCGUACUCGAUCCACCACGCGCACGUGCUCCGACUGCACGACGUGUUGCUGCACCUCUUGUCGCUCGCGCCCAGUCGCACCAACUCGGAGCAGUGCCUCCGCGCGUGGUACCUGCUCGCACAGUGCCACCAGCUCGAUCUCACCUCCUUGUAUCGACUGGGUGGUCUCGUACUGGCUCGGUCUGGUGUUGUCGAUACCGAUCCAUCCGCCCACGGCCACGAUGAGCGCGACGACGACGACGACGAAGAGGACGAGCGAGUGAAGCGUGUUGCCCGCAUGAGGGCCGAAUGGUACAAGGCCAAUCUGACGAGUGGUACACAGCGAGACGAUGCUACGCACAAGAUCGAUCGACUGCAGGAGUUUGUUCUCUCGCUUGCAUCGAGCGGCCAGUCCGCGCUCGCCUUGGAGGAGCUGCAGAGGUCCGUGCGCUGUUGCCCUUCGCGCAAAUGGCCGCCGUUUUUUCCUUACGUGUCCCGCCUUCCCGCUUGGGCCCACUCUUUCCUCGCUUCUGCGCCUCUUCUCGUGCAGUUAUUUGCCCGCACACCCUUACCAUGACUCGAUCCAACUACACGUACUAGAGGGUCAACUCGCUCUGCUUGUCGCACAAUCGCUCAGCGGAGGACCGCCUCCACACACGUCGUCGUCGUCGUUGGCUGCGAAGCGCACCUCGUCACGGCCGCAUCACCUCGACCUCGACAGCGACUCGUCCUCUUCUUCAGACGAGUCGGUCUCGCAUCAGCGGCCGCACACCACCGCAGGAGCAUCAUCAACAACCCUCAGUGCUUCUGACGCGGACAGGGCAGACCAACAUGCACGAUCUCGUCAGUCCCCUUCUGCAUCUGUGCCCCCAGCCUAACUUUUUCCUCCUGGCUGACCUGACGGAGCUCCCUCCCUCUCGACUUCGAUAGGCGACCGCGCAACCUAUCGCUUCCUGACCUAUGUCGCCUCAUCUUCUCCGAUCCUCUACGACCAGGCUAAAGAGGCUUUCCGACAAGCGUCGCGCCUACACCGCAAGCACAAGUCCGCCGUGACCUUGCACGAUGAAGGCACGCGCUGGCUCAACCUGAUGACCGCCGCCGAGGCGCACCAGCUCAAGCGCUCCAAACAAGCCAUCGACACGCACUCGCCAUGA